AUGAAUCCACCACCUUAUAAAGUAAAUGUGAUUGGUAAAAAAAAUAAUGCGUUUGUUUGGGAUCCUGAAGUUGUCCAAAUUCUUCGAAAAAAUUAUAGAAUAUUAGGAUUUUUAGUUGGAAGUUUACCAAGAUUGCCUUUACAAAAUCAAUUCCUAGGUUUACCCUUGAGAUUGAUGCCUGAAGAGACGACUUUAUUAUUAUCUAAAGGAUUUUAUCCAAAAAUUAAUAUUAAAACAUCUUCUAAAUCAUUGAAAUGGUAUAAUGACGAUGAUAAUAAAUUUAAAACCUUGGAGUUGGCUAAACAGUCAAAAGUAUGGACAUGGCCAGAAACACCACAAGAAGAAUAUAAAUAUAAAAUUUAUUGUGAUCUGUGGAAUAAAGGAUAUUUUAUUUCUAGUGGAUUAAAAUUUGGCGGUGAUUAUUUAUUAUAUCCUGCAUUAGUGAUGGAGACAAAUAAAUCAAUAACACCAUUGGAUAUUAUAACAUUUGGUAGAUUGGCAACUAAUGUAAAAAAAUCAUUUAUGGUUUGUGGUUGGGAUGAAAAGGAACAAAAAUCAAUUUAUCAUUGUAUAGAAUGGUCAGGAUUUGGUUCAACUUUAACACAUCAUUGGGCUAUUCAAGCAUGUAGUGCUGUAACUG
Messenger RNA from Entrophospora candida, 640 nucleotides. The record is from the annotation of a GenBank genome assembly. NCBI's taxonomy places the organism in Eukaryota, Fungi, Glomeromycota, Glomeromycetes, Entrophosporales, Entrophosporaceae.